CAUAACAUCAUGGAGGAAACGAACACCUUCGUUACGUGGCCGUCACGUCUGAAGAUCGGAGCAAAGUCGAAGAAAGAUCCGCAUAUAAAGGUCGCGGGUCGACCGGAUGACGUGCGAGCAGCGAAGGAGAAGAUAAUGGAAAUUUUGGACACGAGGCAAAGCAACAGGGUAACCAUGAAGCUGGACGUUAGUUACACCGACCACUCGCACAUCAUCGGAAAGGGCGGACUGACGAUUAAACGGGUGAUGGAGGAAACUGGAUGUCACAUCCAUUUUCCGGACAGUAAUCGGAGCAAUCAUCAGGAGAAGAGCAAUCAGGUGUCGAUCGCGGGUGAGAUGGAAGGCGUGGAACGGGCCCAUGCACGCGUCAGGAAUCUCACGCCUCUGAUCUUUUCCUUCGAGUUGCCGAUCAUGGGCGCGUCGCAGGCCGUGCCGGAUUCAACUUCGCCGUACGUGGUUAAAAUUCAGGAGAAAUACAACGUCCAAGUGAUGUUUCGUACCAGACCGAAAUUGCACGCCACCCUGGUCGUGGUUAAGGGUUGCGAAUGGGAGGUAUCGCAAGUGAAGGAAGCGACCGUGCUUCUCAUUCACUACAUGUGCCAAAACUUAGCUAGUCAAAUACAAGUACAAAUGUCGAUGGAGAUAUCGCCGCAACAUCACGGCAUCGUGCUCGGCAAACAGAGCGGUAAUUUGAAGAUGAUCAUGCAGCGCACGGGCACUCAGAUAAUGUUCCCCGACGCCGGGGAUCCGAACAUACCGAGCUUGAAGAAGAGCAACGUUACCAUCACAGGUGGCAUCCACAACGUUUACUUGGCCCGGCAACAGCUAGUGGGUUCUCUGCCUUUGGUCUUGAUGUUCGACCUUCCCGAAGAGUCCAUGUCCUCGGUCGAUACCGAGAACGUUUCCCAAUUGAUGCAAUCGUUGGACGUGUUCAUAAACGUGAGGCACAAACCGAAACAGAACACGUUGUCCGUGAUCAUCAAAGGAAUCGAACGAAACGCCAGUAAUAUUUACGAAGCGAGAAAACAACUGUUGGGUCUGGAAGAGCCGAGGGUACACGCCGAGAUACCUGCCACCUAUCACAUCCCGAACGCUGCCAAUAUCUUUCAGGGAAACGCUAGCAACGGUUCCAGUCCCAACAAUCUGAUUGGCAGUCUCUCGGAUAUAUUGACGAUAAACACGCAGAAUCCUCCGUACUGCGUGUCGCCUGUACCUCAUUCGCCGAAUCCUAUGGGUUUGUCGCCUCAUUGGGGUUUACCACCGAUACCGUCCAUGUUUUCCCCACUGCCGCUUCAUCAUUCUUACCCGUACCCGCACCUAAAUCAUCUGCUGACCACGCAGCACGUGAUGCACAACAACGCGAUGCCACCUCAUUCCCAUGGACUGCAAAAUCACGCUUUUACCGGUAUCGGACAACUUAAUUCGAACGUGCCUGCCGGCUUUCACAGUAUUCACGGAUUGAACGGUAAUUCUUUGGCGGACAGCAAAGAAGGCAGCGCUUAUUCGUCGUUGAGCAGCGUUUCCAGUUCUCUGUCUAGUCCGGCUAUCAGUCCUCGUAACAUAUCUCCGGUCAAUCCUACCGAGAAUAGUACCAAUUUAGAUUUAUCCAGCAUGUUGUCCGAUCUUACGGUAUCCGAUCGUCGUGCACCGGGUUGCGAGAAGAAAUCGCUGGAGAUGGCAGCGCAACAGAAUCUCGUCCCUUUCGACUACGAGCAAAAGAAAUUACUAGCGGCGAAAGCGAUUCAAACCAAGCCAAGUUCCAACGACUAUCGCGUUCCUACGUCCGCUUGGUCCGGCUACGGACUCAGUCAAUCCAUUCCUCCUAUAAGUACGACCGAUUUGAACAAGGAACUGACCACCUCCCAUCCGUCUGACUUGUGGAAGGAACCAACGACGCCGGUGUUCAGCAGAGAGAUUGACUUUGGAAUCGGUUCCGGCAAAGACCGCGUUGGACAGAUCGGCAUUAGUUCCAACUACAUGGAGCACACGCCCACUUCGCAUUUGAACAAAAUCACGUCUCAUCGAUACGAUGAUUUAACCAGCAUGCUGACGAGCAUUGGAUUGGAAAAGUACAUACGCCUGUUCACGUCUCACGAAGUGGACAUGGCUACCUUUCCUUCGCUCACGGAGAAAGAUCUAUGCGAAAUCGGGAUAACCGCUUGGGGUGCAAGACGUAAAAUAAUGCUGUUAAUCGCUGAAAUGAACAAACGGACUAGUCCAUUCUGCGGUAGCGCGGCUCCCGGUGCGGAACGGAAAACGACUACGUCAACGACUUCGUCGUCGAUAGAGAAGUGUAAUCUGGAUACCAAAUGGUAGAAAAGACGAAUAAGCGUUGCGAGUUUCGCAAAAUUCGUGACAACGAAUCCAAGAAAGAUUUAGACAGGACCGCGUUGUACUUAAACCUGGUCCCGCGUUCGUGCGUAGACUCGAUUGCGUUUCGAGACUUUUGGAACGAGAAUCGAAAUCGAAAUCGGAAUCGCAAUUGGAAUCGAAAUCGAAAUCGAAAUCGAAAUCGAAAUCGAAAUCGAAAUCGAAAUGAAAUCACGCGGGCCUAUUCGCCGACUCGACGGUAGGAUCAAGAUAUGUAUAAUUGAUGUGUUAAUUUGCGAUUCUAGGCACCGAAUGAAUAGACGGAUGAUUCUUUUUGUGAUCGGGGACUGUUUGC
This is a messenger RNA of Eufriesea mexicana, 2665 nucleotides long. RefSeq names its product protein bicaudal C (gene BicC). The coding region runs from base 10 to 2316 and encodes 768 amino acids. NCBI's taxonomy places the organism in Eukaryota, Metazoa, Arthropoda, Insecta, Hymenoptera, Apidae. The record is from RefSeq and is a predicted model, not a curated record. Gene Ontology annotation, molecular function: protein binding; RNA binding. Gene Ontology annotation, cellular component: cytoplasm. The transcript has 9 exons.